CUUUGACUGUGUACCAUGUGCUGAAGGAGAGAUCAGCAACCAAACCGGAGAGUAUAUAUACCAGGAUGAAUACAACACUUUGUCUCCAGUUUGAGAAGGACUAGAAAAUGUUUGUCCUGAAGGUUGUGCUGAUAGCAUUUUCAACACUGGCAGAAAAACCCAUCUGCAGGUUACAAGGACGCCCAGAAACGCCUGCAUUUUCAAUGGAUGGAGACAUCAUAAUUGGAGGUUUAUUUUCAAUAAAAGCAGGCAUUGUUAGUACAACACCCAACUUCAAAGACCUUCCUGAACCUACAGAAUGCAAGGGCAUACAGUUAAGAGAAUUUCAGCUUGCCCAGACCAUGAUUUUCACAAUACAGGAAAUUAACAACAGCACAGAAAUUCUCCCCAAUGUCACACUGGGCUAUAGAAUCUACAGUGUGUGUCCCAACAUACCUUCAUCAAUAAGAGGUGCUCUGAAUAUGGUGAAUGGCCAUGAAGAAGGAGAUAUUGCUGAAACGUCCUGCACCAGACCACCUAACGCCCAAGCAAUUAUAGGACAAUCUGGAUCAUCUAUAACGAUUGGAACCAUCACAACCGUUGGACCUUUUCAAGUACCAAUGAUCAGUUACCUUUCUACCUGUGCUUGUCUGAGUAACAGAAGGCGAUUCCCUUCAUUCUUCAGAACCAUCCCCAGUGACUAUUAUCAGAGCAGAGCUCUGGCUCAGCUUGUGAAGCACUUUGGAUGGACCUGGGUUGGAGCCAUUAGAAGUGAUGAUGACUAUGGAAACAGUGGAAUGGCUACAUUUGUGAAAAUCGCACAACAAGAGGGGAUAUGUAUUGAAUAUUCAGAGGCUUUCUCAAGUGUUGACCCAAUAGAGAAAAUUCAGAAAAUUGCUCGCAUUGUUAAACAAUCCACCUCAAAAGUUGUCCUGGCCUUCCUGCCUCAGGUCGAGAUGACCAUGCUAACACAAGAAAUGCUGCGGCAGAAUAUUACUGGCUUACAGUGGAUAGGCAGUGAGUCUUGGAUUUCUUCUAGAGGCAUUGCUAAUCGUGAGAGUUUUAAGAUUCUUGGUGGGGCAAUUGGAUUUGCAAAUGUUAAUACAGAAAUAAAAGGCCUGGAUGAUUUUCUGUUUAGCGUCCAUCCAUCUACUGACCCUGAUAAUGACUUUUUGACAGAAUUCUGGGAAACUGUUUUUAGCUGUACCCUGACUCGCCAGGAUGGUAAAGAAAAUAAGAAGCCGUGCACAGGGGCGGAGAGCCUACGAGAAGUGAAAAACCAGUACACUGAUGUGUCAGAGCAAAGAAUCCCUCACAAUGUUUACAAAGCUGUGUAUGCAGUGGCACAUGCGCUACAUGAUCUUCUGACAUGCAAACCUGGGAGAGAGACUCUUUUCAACCACACAUGCGUGAACAAGAUGGAAAUCUCACCGUGGCAGGUGCUCCAUUAUCUGAAAAAUGUUCAUUUCAAAACUAAAACUGGAGAACAAAUGUCUUUUGACGAAAACGGAGAUCCAGUGGCGAGAUACGAAUUAAUUAAUUGGCAGCUCAAUAAAGAUGGAAACACAGACUUUGCUGUGGCUGGAUAUUAUGAUGCCUCUUCUUCAGCAGGGCUGCAAUUCACAAUGAACAACAUCAGCAUGCUCUGGGCAGGCAGACAGAUUCAGGUGCCUGUGUCAGUGUGCAGUGAGAGCUGCGCUCCAGGCACUCGGAAGGCUGUUCAGAAGGGAAGGCCUGUCUGCUGCUUUGACUGUGUACCAUGUGCUGAAGGAGAGAUCAGCAACCAAACUGAUUCCAUUGACUGUACUAAGUGCCCUUUGGAAUACUGGUCCAACGAUCGGAAAGACAAGUGCAUCUUAAAGGAGACUGAAUUCCUAUCAUAUGGAGAAAUAAUGGGAAUACUACUAGCUGUGUUUGCUUUACUGGGAACAUUUUUAGCUGUGGCUACAGCAAUUGUCUUCUUUAGAUUUAAAGACACUCCCAUUGUCAAAGCCAAUAACUCUGAACUGAGUUUCCUUCUGCUCUUUUCAUUGACUCUGUGUUUCCUCUGUUCACUUACUUUCAUUGGCCAGCCCUCUGACUGGUCCUGUAUGUUGCGCCACACAGCAUUUGGGAUCACAUUUGUCCUGUGCAUCUCUUGUGUUCUGGGGAAAACAAUAGUGGUGUUAAUGGCCUUUAGGGCUACACUGCCAGGCAGUAACAUUAUGAAAUGGUUUGGCCCCACACAGCAGAAGUUAAGUGUUCUUGCUUUCACUCUUGUACAAGCUUUGAUAUGCACCUUAUGGCUGAUUCUAUCCCCCCCUUUUCCCAAUCAAAAUAUGAAAUAUUAUAAAGACAGAAUCAUUCUGGAGUGUGACCUGGGAUCUGCAGGUGCAUUCUGGACUGUAUUAGGUUAUGUUGGGCUCCUCUCUGCCAUGUGCUUUGUGCUCGCUUUCCUGGCUCGGAAUCUACCUGAUAACUUUAAUGAAGCCAAAUUCAUUACAUUCAGCAUGCUCAUAUUCUGUGCUGUCUGGAUCACCUUUAUCCCAGCGUACAUUAGCUCUCCUGGGAAGUUCACUGUAGCUGUAGAAAUAUUUGCUAUUUUGGCUUCUAGUUAUGGUUUGCUUUUCUGCAUUUUUUCUCCAAAAUGUUAUAUCAUAUUGCUGAAACCUGCAAGAAAUACCAAAAAACAUAUGAUGAGCAAAAUGCCUUCAAAAUCCCUAUAAACUUCAAUGGUUA
Molecule: messenger RNA, 2697 nt
Organism: Lepisosteus oculatus (spotted gar)
Lineage: Eukaryota; Metazoa; Chordata; Actinopteri; Semionotiformes; Lepisosteidae
Source: RefSeq, a predicted model, not a curated record